CAUUCUUCAGGUGACACCACUACGAUUUAAUGGCGUUCCCGCGGCCCCCAGAGCUGCGGGCUGGGCUCGGCUGUGCCGAGGGAUUCCAGCAGGCAGGACCCGGCUGGAGGCCGCCGUGGGACACCCGGCUCCGCGGCACGGCUCCUGCUCGCGGGCUCCUCCGGGGGCCCGACCCGCCAGCACGCCAGGGGAUCCCCACGCCCUCAAGGGACCCCGCUCCCCUCAGCAGUUCGGGAGAGUCCUUCGCCCCUCAGCUCCCGCUGCCCUCGGCACCUCGGCGGUCCCGCUCCCCUCAGCUCCCGCUGCCCUCGGCACCUCACAGGGUCUCGAUCCCCUCACACUUGAGGAGGGUCCGGAUCCCCUCAGAGUGUCCUGCUCUCCUCAGCGCUCCAUGGAAUCCCGUUCCCCCCAGGGCCCCCGCUCCCCUCAGGGUGUCCCGCAGCCCCCACGGGCCCCGCUCCCCUCAGGACGUGCCGCUUCCCACCCCCUCCCAGCGCUCCCCUCACGGACCCGCCGCCAUCGGCCCCGCACCAACCUGGCCACGGCCUCGCCCAGCGCUCCUCCCAUUGGCUGGCGGCGCCGGGAGGCGGGACCUCAGCAGCGCCCGGCCAAUGGGAGCUCGGGAUGGGCCGAGAGAAGGGCGGGGAUGA
Molecule: messenger RNA, 650 nt
Organism: Passer montanus (Eurasian tree sparrow)
Lineage: Eukaryota; Metazoa; Chordata; Aves; Passeriformes; Passeridae
Product: vegetative cell wall protein gp1-like
Exons: 2
Coding region: 30-650 (206 amino acids)
Source: RefSeq, a predicted model, not a curated record